Arachis ipaensis is the source of this 858-nucleotide messenger RNA. Lineage: Eukaryota; Viridiplantae; Streptophyta; Magnoliopsida; Fabales; Fabaceae. The record is from RefSeq and is a predicted model, not a curated record.
AUGACUGAUGUAGAGGGUGAGAGAAAAUAUUUGAAAGAUGACAAACUUAUUGACAUGUUGGUCAUUCAUAUUGAGAAUGACGGUUUAAAGCUUAAUAUUGUUGUUCUUGGAGAGAUGGUGGACCGGAUCAAGGGUCUUGUGGCAUCGGAUGAGCAACAACUGCCAGUAGUUAUUUUUCAAUUUGCAAGAAUAAAGAAUGUUGGAGAUGUUCUUGAGGCUAUGAUGCUUCAAAAAAGUGUGUACUUUAGAGAGAUCUCGCAGUACCUGUCUGUAAUUUCCGGCAAACCGGCGUAUGUUGAUGAAGAUGAAGUUUUAUAUUCCACUGAGAGGAAGUCAAUAAAGGAGUUAUGUGCGGUUGCGGAUGUUGGAUUCUAUGUUAUUCUGGCCACUGUUCUUGAUGUUGAACCCGUUCCAAGUUGGGGGUAUAAAUCAUGUGUUUGCAGCGUGAAGACAGAAGCUAAUGCGGAUACAUACUUCUGCGAUGGCUGUAAUAGGGACGUCAAUAAUGUGGUUGACAGGUAUAAAUUGAAUUUCUUGGUUUUUGAUGAUACUGCUAUAACAAAUUUUGUUGUGUUCGAUAAGGAGGCUGCAACCCUAUUCGGAUGGACCUGUACUGAGACAGUGAAAGAGUUGAAUAAAAAAGGGGAAGCAAGCAAAGAUCCUAUUGGUUUUAAUGAGUUUUUCCUUGAUAAGGAGUUUCUAUUCAAGGUCGAAGUAGAAACUACUGGAUGGUGCGAUUCUUAUGAUGCAUCGGUGAUAAGUUCUGAUUCUACCAUUUUAGUGAGGUGGAGGGACACUCAAGGCCCGAUAAAAUCUAGUGUAUCCCCUGUUAGUCCUGUUAACCCUGUUCAGGUAUGA